UCGCUUGGUGAACGUAACGCGCAGUCGGCGAACUCGGAACUUGUCUCUCGUUAUGAAGUUGAUACACAGCCUUCUAGGCUUUGUCAUUGGCAUUGCUGUUGCUGCCGCUGCCGCUACGACAGCUCAAUUCAGCUACGGCAGCUGCGAGGCGAAGCCCAGUAAGGAGUCUGGACUUUGCAUACACAUACGGGACUGUCCUUAUCUGUACGAUAUACUCAAUGCCAGUCAAGCGACGCCCGAGCAGAACAAGCUGCUGGCCGAUAGUCAAUGUGGCUUGGAUAAUACGCGCCAGGGCGUGCUGGUGCAUCGCAUCUUAGUCUGUUGCCCGGAGAGCAAGCGCAUUAGUCAAGGCACGGGCGCUCAGGGCGCAGGCGGAGCAGUUGCCACUCGUGCAGCAAAUGCGCCCGAGGCGGCCAAUGUGCUGCCCAGCAUUGGAACUUGCGGCGUGUUGUUUGCCGAUCGCAUUAUUGGCGGCGUGGAGACCAAGCUCUAUGAAUUUCCCUGGAUGGCUCUGCUGAAAUAUAAGAAACCCAAUGAUGAGUAUGGAUUCCAUUGUGGCGGAACUUUGAUCAACUCACGUUAUGUGCUCACCGCUGGACACUGCUUGGCCAGCAGCAAGCUGGAUAAAUACGGCUGGCAGCUACACAGUGUGCGCUUGGGCGAGUGGGACACUACCACGGCGCCGGACUGUGUCACCGAGCUGGGCAGCGGCAAGCGCACCUGUGCUCCUCUGCAUCUGGACAUUGAGGUGGAGAAGCGCACUAUACACGAGCUAUAUGUGCCCAACUCCAUUGACCAAAUGCACGAUAUUGCGCUGUUGCGUUUAAAGACUGCGGUUAGCUAUACGGAUUAUGUGCGUCCCAUUUGCUUGCCGGUGGGAAAUAGUUUGCGUAAGAACGAUUUCGAGGACUAUGCCAUGGAUGUUGCCGGCUGGGGUGUAACCGAAGAUGGCAAGCCCAGCGCUGUCAAGCUGAAAAUCACUGUAGAUGUUUGGAAUUUGGAGCGCUGCCAGCAAAAAUAUCGCGCCUAUCAGAUGCAUUUGAACAGCUCACAGAUGUGCGCUGGCGGCAAAGCAAAUGUGGACACCUGUCAAGGUGACUCAGGCGGGCCGCUUAUGGUGCCGACGCAUGAGGGCAACCAGGAGAUAUUCUUUGUAGUCGGCGUUACCUCGUAUGGUCCCGAGCCUUGUGGACUGCUGGGCUGGCCAGGAGUUUAUACGCGUGUGACACACUUUGUGGAUUGGAUACAGCAAAAGCUAGAACCAUAAAAAAAGUCCAUACAACGUUUAAGU
Drosophila busckii is the source of this 1291-nucleotide messenger RNA. RefSeq names its product spaetzle-processing enzyme. The record is from RefSeq and is a predicted model, not a curated record. The coding region runs from base 53 to 1267 and encodes 404 amino acids. Lineage: Eukaryota; Metazoa; Arthropoda; Insecta; Diptera; Drosophilidae. The transcript is spliced from 3 exons. Gene Ontology annotation, biological process: proteolysis. Gene Ontology annotation, molecular function: serine-type endopeptidase activity.